AUGGACGGGCAAGUCCUAGCAUUGCUGGGAGACACUUUGAAGAGUGACACAGGCGUCAUCCGGUCUGCCGAACAGGCUCUUCGUGGUGCCUAUCCAGUUCGAGAAUUUCCCUUCGCUCUCCUGGCAGCGGCGGCGAACGAAGCGGCUGAUAUAUCAGUGCGCAAAGCUGCUCUAACAACACUGAAAGACUACGUCUCUGUGACAUGGUCACCUCAAUUCGACGAAACAUUUCAAGGCCAUGUCUACAUUGAUGAAGCCACGAAGACACCGAUCCGAGAACAACUUCUCAGCAUAGCCGCCAGUCAGACAGGACAUGCUUCCGCAGCUCUCCAGCCGAUCGCCGCUGCGGUGGUGGGCAAGAUCGCAACUGCUGACUUUCCAGAUCAGUGGCCUGGUCUAUUCGAGACAAUCGUCAGCAUCAUCAACACUUCCGAUCAUGAUGUCACUAUUAAAGGCGCUCUGAAAGUCCUCUACGAGCUGAUCGACUCUGGAUUGACAGAAGAUCAGUUUUUUGGCGUUGCUCGAGAUCUUGUCGGCUCAUUUCAUCGCAUUGCUGCUUCCAAUGACAGAGGUCUUAAUGUGAGAGCCUAUGCCCUCAACGUCUUUCAGUCUUCGUUCGACAUGCUAGAGAUGGUCAUGUCUGAUCAUGGACCAGCGGUCAAAGCUUUCCUCGACGAGACGCUCAAACAGUGGAUGGAAUUUUUCACAAGCGUACUCUCCGAACCAGUACCUCCAAAGGCAGCAUCUGCUGAAGACAAGGACUCGCCGAGACGAGGGUUGAUCACUCUGAAAGUUCAGGCUGUCAAAACGAUCGACAAGGUCAGACGUGUCCAUCCGGCGGGGCUGGCACCAUACUCGCUAGCUCUCUUCCAGAGCGUAUGGCAAGAUCUGGAACGAGUUUCUACGGAAUAUCAGGCGCUGUUUGUGGACGGUGACGAAGAAUCAAAGCUUGCCGACGAGAGUGACCAAUUACCUUACAGUCUUGAUCAAGUCGUCAUUGAAGAGCUCGACCUCUUGCAGGUCAUACUGAAAGCGCCUACGGUGAAAGCUGAGCUCAAUCAACAGUUGAGUCAGCAGACGACUGCCGAGGGCGGCAAUGGAUGGGUCCUGCAGCUUCUUGACCUGCUUGUCCGCUAUGCACGGCCUGCCAGAGAAGAGCAAGAAAUGUGGGAUGUCGACAUUGAUCUGUAUCUGACGGAUAUGAGCUCAGUCACGCUGAAUUAUACGCCUCGGAUGGCCUGUUCGGAAGUUGUGGCACAGACCUUACUGCCUUGGCUGCAACAGACAUUCCUCGAUACUGUGCUCAUCUAUGACGCGCAGCUAGCUGGAAGAAGACACAGCUGGAAAGACGACGAAGCGCUGCUGUACUUGCUCCUACAGGCUCUGAAAGAAGCCCAUGAUCAGAACAUCAACCACAACCCUGCUUCAGCCAGCAACCUGAUGGAACAGAUCAGCAAACAUCUACAAAACAGCAGCCCAUAUGUGCGAGCAGCAUCGCACUUUGUCUUCGGUUACUUCUUCAGGGUGGCCGGCGAAAGUCACGCCGCCUCUGCUGCCGAAGCUUUUGGCCGCACUGUGCAAGCCUCCGUUGUCGAUGAUUCAGAUAUCGUCAAAGUUGCCUGCUUCUCGGCAAUACCGGCUUAUAUGGAGCAUCUAUCCGGCGCUACUGCUUUGCAAUACCAGGCCCCUGUCUGUGAUGCUGUGGCAGAGUUUAUCGCCUCUCACGAUCUGAAAGAAGAUCUCGAGGAAGCUGACGAGGUCAAAGGCACUCUAGUGACUGUUCUGCACGAGGCACUGGCAGUCGACAUCUCUACGAUCACAACAACGACAGGCCUCGACUCCUACCUAACACUUGCUUCGGAGUCAGCAUCCUCGCCAAUACUCACACAGCAACUCAUCGACUCUUUCGAGACCCUUGCACAGCUUGCUUCAGGCAGUGCGGCGUACGACACGUUAUGUUCACGCACAGUUCCGUCUCUGAGUUCCGCCCUUGCCAUCGGAGAUUUGACAAACGACACCGCCUUGCCCUGUCUUGCUGCAGAGCUACUUUCACUGCUAGCAGAGAAUGGGCCCGAACCACUACCUGAGCUGUUCCUGCCUACUGCUCUGCCGAAACUUCAUCGAAUCCUCCUGUUCUCGACCUUGGACACCCUUGUCAGACCUGCAACGACUGCUGUGCAGUUCCUACUAUCAAAAGCUACCAGCCAAUACCUGAGUUACGCGACACCAGAUCAACCCCAACAGCCCGCGCUAGAGGUCACUCUACGGAUCAUUAAUCGACUGCUCAACUCACCUGACGUCGAUGAAAAUGCGGCGUCCGAAGUUGGGGCUCUUGCCUCCAGUGUGGUCACCCACUUCGGGGCUGACAAGCUUGGGCCUCAUCUGAUGGAGCUCCUCAACGCCGUAGCCUCACGACUCGCCUCAGCAGAGAAGAUCGCCUUCAUCCAAUCCCUCUGCAUGGUGUUCGUCAGCCUAUCCAACGCCGCGGCAAAGGACGUCGUGGACUUCUUGUCACAGAUUACCAUUGGCAACCACAAUGGCUUGCACGCAGUCAUGACGAAGUGGUUAGAAAACAGCAUCAUCUUCGCUGGCUUUGAUGAGGUGCGACAGAAUGUCGUAGCAUUAGCGAAGAUCUUCAGCUUGCACGACCAGCGUAUAGCCGCGAUCGGCGUAAAAGGCGACCUUAUCGUAGAGAACACUGGUCGCAUCAAGACGCGCAGUCAAGCAAAGAACAAUCCCGACCGUUACACUGAAAUCUCCGCUGAGCUGAAGAUCCUCAAAUAUCUUGUGGGUGAGUUGGACUCUGCUGUCAACAACUCCGGAGGCGGCAGAUUUGCUGCAUUGGCAGGCAAUGGUGUGGACGAUACUGGCAGCAUUGCGUCAGAGGAAGUUGAUGAUGACGAGUGGAAUGAUGUUGCAAACGGUGGAGCCGUUGAUCUGGACAAUCCUACUGUGAGAGCUGAGCUGAUGGGUUUUGACAACGAUGACGAUCUUGUUGGACGUGGUCCGAGAGAUGAGGAGGCGGCGCAGUAUCUGAGGAGCUGGUUCCAGGAGGAAGGAAAGCGGGCGGACUUCCAGGCUCUAUUUGUGCAACUGACAAGUGAUGAGCAGGAGCGGCUGCGUACUUUGGCGGCUUGA
This is a messenger RNA of Cyphellophora attinorum, 3138 nucleotides long. RefSeq names its product Importin subunit beta-5. Gene Ontology annotation, biological process: protein import into nucleus. The record is from RefSeq and is a predicted model, not a curated record. Gene Ontology annotation, molecular function: small GTPase binding. Gene Ontology annotation, cellular component: nuclear envelope; cytosol. The coding region runs from base 1 to 3138 and encodes 1045 amino acids. NCBI's taxonomy places the organism in Eukaryota, Fungi, Ascomycota, Eurotiomycetes, Chaetothyriales, Cyphellophoraceae. The transcript has a single exon.